CUCCCUGCGUCCACCCUCGCCGUGCCGUCCGACGCAGCCGCAAAACACCACGACCCCUGUGCGGCCAUCGCCGGCAAGGAGUUCUUGAUCCCCUCUCAGGCACUCGCCUGCCACAAGUCGUUCGCGUUCAACGAGACGCUGCGCAAGAACGUGAUGGACAACGUCGCGCGCGUCUUCGACUUCUUCACGUUCGAGGACUACUACUACGAGUCCCCCGCGCCGUUCCAGCAGUCGACGGUCGACAUCCGGGGCGAAGUCGACCGUAUCAGUAAGGCCAAGUACGAGACCGAUUACGACUUCAACCGGGACCUGUACAACUUCACCACGUCUUUGAACGACGGUCACACUGGUUGGUUCCCUAGCUGCUACCUCACCAUCCAGUCCAUUCUCCCCGCGCCCUUGGUGUCAUUGGAGGAGAACGGCGAGCAGGAUGUCUACGUCGCCCCGGACUCCGUCGAGUUCAUCUCCCAGCUCGGCUCCGGCUAUACCGACGUCCUGGACGAACUCAAGUUCGACUGGAAGCGCAUUGCAGGCGCCAAAGUGCUUGAGAUCGAGGGCAAGAGCGCGUACGAUUAUGUCGACGAGAUCGCGAACAAGGUUUCCGGCAACUACCUCGAUCAUGGCAUCCGUGUCAACAGCGUCUUCUCCAGCUACCGUAUCCAGUCAAACGCGUUCAGCCAGCGUCUCGGAGAUGGUGCUGGACCCUCCUUCGCGGACCGUGACGGCAUCAAGAUGAAGCUUAUCCCUGCCAACUCUACCAAGUCGGAGACCGUCUGGGUUCCCUUCGUUGCUGACUACCUGGGCGCCAACUUCACCGACAAGGCGUCUUACUGGGAGAACAACUGCGUCGCCACUAACACGACUAACGGCCAGAACUACGCUACGGAGGGCGACGGUGAACGCCAGAGCACCGUGAGCCGGCCGCGCGCCAAGGCGAACGUGAUCGACAAACACCCGAGCAACGGUCUUGCCCUCCCUCCCCAGUACCAGCCCAACAUCAGCUCCACCGCCGGUUCCGAGGGUGUGAUCAAGUCCUACGUCCUUCCGGGCAACAAGACGGGUGUCAUGUUCGUCGGUUCGUUCGAGCCUGACGACUACGUCGGCUUCCAGUCGGACGUCGUCAACGCGAUCAAGGGUAUCAAGAAGGCUGGCGCCAAGAACCUCAUCAUCGACUUGACCAACAACGGCGGUGGAUACGUCUGCCUUGGUGUCUUCCUGCACCAGUACCUCGCUGGCUCCAAGUUCGGCUACGGAGGCUUCCAGUCGACGGCUCGUGCGAGCAAGCUGGCGCAGAAGAUCGUCGCGAACAACAUCAAGUUGAACCUCACCGGCAUCACCAACUACUCCCCCGUUGACUGGGCUUUCCUCAACGGCACCGCACAACCCGAGGACUACAACUACAUCAAGCCCUCUGUCAAGGUGACGAUCAACGGACGCUCUGACGCCACCUCGCAGCGCUUCGAGGACGUCUGCGAGCCCUACGACGUCGACCUACCCGAGGAUCCUCCGUUCGCCCUCGAGAACGUCAAGAUCGUCGGUAACGGCAACUGCGCCUCGACCUGCGCCAUGUUCAGCACGCUCAUGUACGAGAGGCACAACACCUCCGUCGCGAUCUUCGGCGGCAAGCCCGGGCGCAAGAUGCAGUUCAAGGGCAUGGCGGGCAACCAGGUGCUCGACUGGCCCGACCUUGACUCGGAGAUUAUCACCGCCAACCUGCAAGACGACCCCCUCGCGCCCCCGCCGAUCCUGGUCAACGGCAACAUGCGCGUCAACUGGCGAACUGCUUGGAGCUGGCUCGACGAGAAGACACCUAUCGCCUACAUGAACGAGCACGCCCAGCUUCGCUUCGCCUACACCAAGGACACGUACAACAACCCGCUCAACCUGUGGAAGUUCGCCGAACAGAAGCUCUAC
Punctularia strigosozonata HHB-11173 SS5 is the source of this 1914-nucleotide messenger RNA. RefSeq lists its product as uncharacterized. Gene Ontology annotation, biological process: proteolysis. NCBI's taxonomy places the organism in Eukaryota, Fungi, Basidiomycota, Agaricomycetes, Corticiales, Punctulariaceae. The record is from RefSeq and is a predicted model, not a curated record. The annotation marks the transcript as partial. Gene Ontology annotation, molecular function: serine-type peptidase activity. The transcript is spliced from 6 exons.